CCCCAUAACCCAAGACCCAUAUCCGCCCAUGUCAUAACCUCCUUUCCAUAGGCCUUGCAUCCGCCCUGGUGGAAGGGGAAGUUUACGGGAAGCACCUGAACCUUACACAACAUUAGCAGCACUCCAGCGGCUGAGAGGAGACGAGGAGAGAUGCAGACUAUAAAGUGUGUGGUGGUGGGUGACGGUGCGGUGGGAAAGACUUGUCUUCUCAUCUCUUACACCACCAACAAGUUUCCCUCUGAAUACGUCCCCACGGUUUUUGAUAACUAUGCAGUGACAGUGAUGAUCGGCGGGGAGCCGUACACUCUGGGACUGUUUGACACUGCAGGUCAGGAGGACUACGACAGGCUGCGACCCCUCAGCUACCCUCAGACCGACGUCUUCCUCGUCUGUUUCUCCGUCGUAUCGCCUUCCUCCUUUGAGAAUGUCAGAGAGAAGUGGGUGCCGGAGAUUUCACACCACUGCCCGCGGACGCCCUUCCUGCUGGUCGGGACUCAGAUGGAUCUGAGAGACGACAGCAACACUCUGGAGAAGCUGGCCAAGAACAAACAGCGAGCUCUGACCUGUGAGAGCGGAGAGAAACUGGCCCGCGAGCUGAAGGCCGUCAAAUAUGUGGAGUGUUCGGCUCUUACACAGAGGGGACUGAAGAACGUGUUUGAUGAGGCCAUCCUGGCAGCUCUGGAGCCUCCAGACAACAAACCCAAGAAGCGCUGCGUCCUGCUAUAGACGCCACAGAGGAGGAGGAGGAGGAAGAGGAGGAGGAGGAGGAGGAGGAGAUGAACCCAGAGGCAGGCAGCACUGAGAGGAGGGGGAGGGUGUGGAGGUGGACGAGGUAGACACAUGUUUAAACAGUGCCUUCAGCCGUAGUGGCUUAAUGUGGGUGUGGUGUUGUUGUUGGAAGAGACGGGCUCUCGACAGGCUUUAUUUUCACCAUGUCGAUUAUAAUAUGACUAACACGUGAAUAACACUCCUCACUAACCAGGUUUUAAUUAUAGGAGGAGGCUGGAUGUUGAGCAAUAGAGAGGGUUGCACCUCAGACGCCUUAAAGAUACAAACAGUGGAUGGAGUCACGGUUACAACCGCCCCUCUCAAAGUGAUGACAUUUAAGUUUAAGAGUUGUGUACAAUGUCUGAAAAGGAGUUGUUUGGUCAGUAUACACAGCUGUAGAUCGCGCUUUAUUGACAUUUAUGGUGAAGCUGGUUUGGAAAGACAUUUUCUUAGACAAACUUUUGACAUUGAGCUGACAGUUACGUUGUCACACUUACAUCUGAUAAAAAUGUGUCUGAAGUCACAGUAAGGUUAGAAAAAUGAUUCUUUAAAAUGUAAAAUAUAUAGGAAACACAAUCAGUGUCAUUUUAAUCUCUGUUUGGUCCAAAGCAGGUUGCAUUUGGAAAAUAAAGUCCAUUAAUAAAAAAACACAAUGCAGCAUUAAUGACCCCCUUUACACCUGCCAUUCAAAUGUGUUUUGGGUGAUCAGAUUGCACUCGGAAAGUACCGGUGUAAAUGCAACCAAAACGCACUGAGGACGUGUUGUGAUCCGAUCGGCCAAACCACCUCCGGAGGUUGUCAGGGAUGCAUUGUAACCAUAUUGAACACAAGUGUAAAUAAAAUUGUGUUUUCAAUCCACAUAUAAUAACUUUGUGAGUGGAAAUACGUAACGCUAGGGAGGUCCCGAGUACCAUUUUUUGGGCUCCCAAUCUCACAUUUAGCACCUUCUUAAAUAAACAAUUUGAUAGAUUUUCCCAUCUUUGCUGAGCAAGAGUUUUGUGCAAAAGGAAUUAAAGGUGCUAAAUGCGGGAUUGGAUGCGUUUCUAUUGCCUCUCAACAGCCCUCAACAUGGCGACGGCUGAGCCGGCGGCGCGCAGCUAAUGGUGCUAACGGUGAAAACAACAGCAAAACUGCUGACGGAGCUAACAGCGUUUACCUGAGGGAGAACUGGAAGGUGGGUGCUAUGCUUCUGUGACGAUUAUCAGCUGUAACCGCCGUGUGAGAGCAGUGCAGAGCGGCUUCCGUGAGCUAGCCAGUGGGGCACGCUCACAUGCACUAAAAGCACGCACGGCCGGCCCCGGUGAUGUCAACAAAGGAGCUCUGAUUACAACACACACACACACACAGAGGGAGAGAGACUUCAUUCUCUGCUCAGGUAGAGUUUUAGGUUUUUAGGUUGUAGCUCAGUUUUAAAGCUAGAGCGAGCCCCUAAACGGCAGCAUUUACAGGCUGAUGUGUCCGUGCAUUACGCACCGCCUCUACGGCAGCGCCCGGCGGCAAACCCAUGUGUAAAGCAGCCUUCCUUUCAGACAGAACGAUCGGAUCUCAAUGUAGACUGUGGAGACACAUAUUAAUACCAGGUGUAAUACAAUCUGGAUACGAGAUGCAAUUUGAAUGCAACGUGUAGAGGGGGUCAGUGAUAUUUUUUACCGGCCACCAGUCUGAUUAAAACAAGGAGAAGAUAAAAAUAAAGACAUUCCACGAGCAAAACUACAAAACUACUGCUGUUUUUGAUUUAAAGAGAUGUAAAAUCGUGACCCAUCAGUCAUGUUUACUGGUGGACUUUGAGAGAGUAACUGUAACCUGACUUCAUCCAUACCAGUGGAAAGAGAUUCAGAGUCGGCUAAUUAGAGUUUCAGCAGCAGCUUCACUGGCUUCUUCUGCUUUGCACUCUAAAAGACAAUAUGCACACAUGUACACACAUGUACACAUGUACGCCAACAUGCAUACUUGCAAUAAUUUAAACGACAAAAGCGAUGAUGGAGAAACUUGACAUCAUCGCCAUCAUGUGAAAACGAUGACGCGAGACAAAGCGGUCAAACUGUUUCCUCGAGCCGUCUGGCAAAAUGACAAACGAGGAAUAAUCACCACAUUUGUAGUCACAAGGUUUCAACCUGACAACAGAAAUGUGCACGUAUAAUGAUAAGCCGUAUUCUCAUUAUGACCUCUUCUUCACAAAAAAGUCCUUUCUCUGCCAUCACGCUGCCUUUUCUCUCUCCUGCCGUCUCACUGUGGACAUCCUGGACACUUAAACUGCACCGUCAGCGGACAUUCAUUACGUUUGGCUGUAUCUGAAAACUCUUCAAAUCUGCAUACAACCUAAUAUAAAGUAUUUUUCUCAUUUU
Molecule: messenger RNA, 3113 nt
Organism: Sebastes umbrosus (honeycomb rockfish)
Lineage: Eukaryota; Metazoa; Chordata; Actinopteri; Perciformes; Sebastidae
Product: cell division control protein 42 homolog
Exons: 6
Coding region: 151-726 (191 amino acids)
Biological process (GO): small GTPase-mediated signal transduction; modification of synaptic structure
Cellular component (GO): dendritic spine
Molecular function (GO): GTP binding; GTPase activity
Source: RefSeq, a predicted model, not a curated record